GGCUUCGCAGGCCUACCACCAAUUUAUGGCGCAGCAUUCCGCGUUUGGCGGCAAUAAAGUUGUACUAGCCAGCACGUCGACCUCUACUGGUGCCACUGCGCAGGCAGGGCAGAUGAAUCAGGAGAACAAUAAUUCUGGUAGUGGCCGCUGCAACCGAGACGAGGGAUCUGAUUGUCAAGACGACUACAGCGCGGCGGCCUUGAUCUCUCGAAGCUCUAGUGCCGUGCUAGACCAGCACCAGCCGGUGCAGGCAACAUCUGUUGGUAACAAUACGCAAAGUCCGCAGCUAUUAAACAAGUCUGUCAGCCCACUGCAGGGCUGUCCCGACGGCGCAGCUACUAACUCUGGUGUGACCAGCAGUACCAAUGCCAUCGGGACUGGGCUGCUGAUGCAGGGUGGAAAUACUGAUUCGGCCAAUGCAACUACGAGUGCGGCUACUAGUGAAGGUACCAGCAACACCAUGCCGGUUCAUGGCGGAGCGCCGCAGCUGUUUUUCCCCCCUGCUACUACUACUUCUUCGGCGCAGCAAGGAAACAACCAUUCGCACCAUCAAAUGCACGGUGCUGGGGGUAGUAGCGAUCCGAACUUGUUGUACAACUGCAAUAGCUAUCAAAUGUAAAAAUGUCUGGGUCUGGAAGAAUGCGCGAUUUGUCAUGCAGCUUUUCCAUGACCCAUGAAGCCUGGAAUGCAGGACCUAGCAUGACAGACUCUGUGCAAUCUCUCUCAUGCCUAUCCUGCAUGAGAAACUCCCUCCCGACUUGGUCAAAACUGGACGACUUUUGGUAAUCAUGCAACACAGAUUUUUGCAUGCUUCAGAUUUAGCAUGACAAGUUCCAUUCUUCCAGACCCAGACAUUUUUACAUUUGAUAAUAGCUUCGAAGAGUUCUACGCGGCUUAUUUCAACAACCAGCUAAACAAUGUCGCUCCUGGUGCUAGCACUGCUGCUGGUCCAGCCGAGAUGUCGUCUGCGUCAGGAGUUGUUGGCACUACACAAACACACCAAGCGGUCUUCGUCAAUCCCACAAGCACUGGGCAUCACCAAACAAUGGCCCCUACAUCGGCCGGGACAAUGUAUCAUUCCGCGACCGGUCAGCAACUAUUCGUUCCCGCGACUGCGACGCCGCAAAAUGGAAUGAACCAGAUUGGUGUUGGUCUUGGUGGAGCGUCGUCCUGGACUGGGGCUUUGCCCCCGGGGUUUUUUCAGCAGAUGCAAAACGUGCAGCAGCAAAGCGGUGCUGCAACUGGUGCGACUCCGCAGGCCUCUAUGCAGGCCGCGCAGAUGCAGCAGUACAUGCUGCAAAUGUACCUGAUGCAGUAUUUACAACAGGCGCAGGGUCUGCAGCAGGAGGCUACUUCUUCGCAGCACCACGGCACCACUAUGGCCGCCGCCGCUGCCCACCAACAGCAUAACCAAACUCAUGCAGGAGUUGUUGGGGCUCCUGGUGCAGCAACCACCGGAGUGGCAGCGGUUGUGCACCAACAUCCGGGAGCUGCACCAGCAGGAUUUCAACAACAUCAUCCAGCUACUGCCGCAGCAGCUGCUACAACUACUCCCGGUAUGAUUUCUACCAUGGUACAACAGCCGUCGACAAUCGUCACCAACCCAG
Molecule: messenger RNA, 1607 nt
Organism: Amoebophrya sp. A120
Lineage: Eukaryota; Dinophyceae; Syndiniales; Amoebophryaceae
Source: the annotation of a GenBank genome assembly